GCCUAUAAAUAUGGAAAACAUAUUCCCGUAAAAUGCACAACUUCUCUACUUCUCAGAAAUAAAAACAUUUUUUUCUUAAUUUAUGGCAUCUUCUUCCAAUUCUUCCAAUUAUCAUUACCACCACAAAGAUGAUGAAUCAAUUUUCGAUUCUAUGUUUGAAGAUUUCUUAGAACUUCCAGAAAUCAUUCCAGAACCGAAAGAGCGAAAAAAACGUAUCUUUAUUGAGAGAAACCGAGAAGAAGGUCACAAUAAUCUUUGGAAUGAUUAUUUUAGCGAGACUCCCACUUACCCGCACCACAUGUUCCGGAGGCGGUUUCGAAUGAACCAGACAUUGUUCUUGCGAAUAGUUCAUAGUCUCUCCCAAGAAUUUGAGUACUUUCAACAAACACAAGAUGCUGCUGGACGGUCUAGCCUAUCUCCACUUCAAAAGUGUACCGCAGCUAUUCGUCAAAUGGCGUAUGGUGUUGGGGCUGACAUCGUUGACGAAUAUGUCAGACUAGCUGAAACAACUGCAAGAAAUUGUUUGUUCCAAUUUACCGCCGGAAUUAUCCACUUGUUUGGCGGUCAAUACCUAAGAGAUCCUACGCCCGAGGAUCUGGAAAAAUUACUAUAUAUUGGAGAACAACGUGGUUUUCCAGGUAUGAUUGGAAGCAUCGACUGUAUGCAUUGGGAGUGGAAGAAUUGUCCGGCCGCUUGGAAAGGAAUGUAUUCACGAGGACACGAAAAACCAACAAUUGUGUUGGAGGCGGUAGCUUCUCAAGACCUCUGGAUAUGGCACGCUUUUUUUGGAGCUCCAGGUACUUUGAACGAUCUUAAUAUUCUUGAUCGAUCACCUGUUUUUGAUGAAAUAAUUAACGGAAACGCUCCCGAAGUCAAUUUCCAUGUCAACGGAAGGGAAUACGGUUUGGCUUACUAUCUUGCCGAUGGUAUUUAUCCGAAAUGGGCUACUUUUAUUCAAUCUAUCCGACUCCCACAAGGACAAAAACAGUCUUUAUUUGCCACAACGCAAGAAUCCGUGCGAAAGGAUGUUGAGCGUGCCUUCGGAGUCCUCCAAGCUAGAUUUGCGAUUGUUAGAAAUCCAUCUAAAUUAUGGGAUAAAAACAAAAUAGGAAAUAUUAUGAAAGCAUGUAUCAUACUUCAUAAUAUGAUUGUUGAAGAUGAACGAGGUUCCUACCUUCACGCUACAGAAUUUCAACAACAAGAAGAUGUCGAUCCCACUUUUGUAGUCAAACGGACUACAAACCUCCGUACUACACUAGGUCGUCGAGCAGAAGUUCGAGAUACUCCAGGCCAUUAUCAAUUAAAAGAAGAUUUGGUUGAACAUAUAUGGGCUAAGUUUGGAGAUAUACCGAAUCACAACAAUAAUUAAGUUUAUUUGAAUUUCAAUAUAAUGUUUGUUUUUUUUAUCUUGUAUUUUUUUUUUUUUCAACUUUGUAACUUCUCAUGUUUUUCUCUAUGUUUUCUAUUUUUUUAAUUAAAAUAAUUAAUUUAAUUUUCUAAGGACUUUACAAAGUCCUACCAAUAAUCAAAUAUUUUCAAAAUGUCCUUAAUAUUUGUCUCACACCAAAAAUAACAUUAAACUACUCUAAGGACAAAUAUUUAGUAGUACCGUUAAUG
Messenger RNA from Raphanus sativus (radish), 1617 nucleotides. RefSeq lists its product as uncharacterized. The record is from RefSeq and is a predicted model, not a curated record. The coding region runs from base 83 to 1369 and encodes 428 amino acids. The transcript has a single exon. Lineage: Eukaryota; Viridiplantae; Streptophyta; Magnoliopsida; Brassicales; Brassicaceae.